AUGUUGACUUAUAAUGACAAGUUUAGAAAUAAAUCGUUAAGUAUUUUUAAGCGUUAUAGAUCUAAAAGUAUCCCCAAAUCUAAAAACAUCGUCAUAAGUAAUACACUGAAUAACCCCAAAAGACCCAUUUUACCUACAAACAAUGAAUUAACAAAUCACAUUAAACAAAAUUUUAUAGACCAAGUCCAAUUAUUAGACCCCAGUAUUCAACUAAAACCCCUGUCGCAAAUUAAACAGGAAUCAGAGACAAAAUUCUAUACUUCCUAUUUAAAACCUUCUUAUCAAUGGUUAUCAGAAAAUAAGUUGAGCUCAGAUCUAAUGAGUUUGUUCAAUAGUAUGAACACCAUGUCUGGUAUACAUAGUUUCACUAUAAACCAAUUGUUUGGAAAGAAGAAAGAUAUACAAUGGGUUCAAGAAACCUCUCAUUUCCAAAUUGACUGGAAUGAUUUUAUGAGUACCAACUUAUCCGUAGGGGAUAUAGUAUGUUUAAGGCAGUAUCCUGAUCAGUUAGCUAUGUGUGUACAAUUACCCAACCAAAUUGAAGAUACGAGAUAUACUUUUGCCCUAGUUGAUGGCACUCUAGUCUUUGGAUUUAAAUCAGCAGUCACCUUAAGAUUACCCUCUAUGUUUAAUGAAGAGGAAUGGGGGUUUAAUCUUCACAAGAGUAGAUUAGUGAAAACCAACAAAUUGACAUUAAAGUCUGAAACAAAAACAGAAACUCAAAAAAGUAAUAAUAAAAAGAGAGAUAAUAAUUUAGGUUAUUUUAAAAAUGAUCGUAAUAUUUCACAUUUUUUACCUGUUAUUGCCAAACAACUCAUUUCUUCUUACUUACCAAGCUACUUUAAUGAAAAGGCCUGGGAAUUAUUACCCACCGUCGAAAGGAAAUUAUUCCAAUUACACUUGGAAUUACGAUCAAUUAAAAAAGACACUCCAUGGCAAGUAGAUUUGCCGUAUAUUUUAAACUAUCUUACUGACAAUAACCCUAAUUCUGGAAAAUACAACACAAAAUUUGAUCCAUCCUUGAUUGUGGCAACAUUUUGGUCCUUGCGUAACCAGCAAGAAGAUAAGAUUUUGUGGGGUGACUUUCAAUUUAGCAACGCCUCUUUGAAUCCAGUUUCCAUCACCAUUCUACCAAACGAUAAACUGAGAAGGGCAAUUUCCUCUCUAAACUCGCAUGUCAUACAGGAUUUUGUUGAUGAUUAUAAUAAUAAUAUUACUGAUAAGAACGAAAGAACCAAUUUGGAACAAAAGUACCCAAAUAUAGCAAUAUUUUUGAAAGACUACGUUGCUGGAAAUUUGAUUUCAGAGUCAAUUGCUGGUCCUUUACUUUGUAAAAUUUUUAAAAAUUUGUCCAGUUACAGAAGAGAACAUAACCUAUCAAAGGAUUUAGCACAUAAAUUGCUAACAGAAAUAUCCAAGUCAUCAAGCCCCAAUCCUUUAUUAAAAAACCAUGAACUCAAUUUGGAAUCUUUGGAAAUAAAAACUGAUGAAAAAAUUUUUGAAUUUUAUGGUGAUUUCGCAGAAUUGGAAUACAAAAACGAGCCUUCGUUGCCUAUUUUUAAAGAUCCUAUUUACUGUAUAGACUCGAUUGAUGCACACGAAAUCGAUGAUGGUAUUUCCAUUAAACAUAAGGGAGGCAAUAUUUACACACUUUCAAUCCACAUUGCCGACCCAACCUCAUAUUUUGUGGACAUUGAUGGUAACAGCAAUACACCAAAACUAUCAAAUUAUACUGAUAUUUAUACCAUUGCACAAAAUAGAUCCUUUACUACAUAUUUACCGGAUAAAGUACAACCCAUGUUCCCAGAACUAUUUGUCAAACAAAUAGACUUGGGUAAUAAAAGGGCCAGAACUUUAGGAUUUAAAGUUGAUAUUGAAUUCAUUAACAACAAUAAGGAUAUUAAUGUGUUAAGAAAUACUUUUGAUUUUCAACGUUAUAACGCUGAAAAUAUACCAAAAGGCUUUACAUAUGAAAUGGUUGAUAAAAUUUUGGAAGGUGAUAAAAAAGUGGACCCUGAACACCACAAAAAUUUAACUAAAUUGUAUCAAAUUAGUAACCUCCUGUACAAAAAAAGAAUUAUAGAAGAUAAUGCAAUUAUUUUCGGCGAAGGAUUUAACAAGGGCUUGGUCAAAUUAGAUAGUGAAUCCCAAAUACACUUUUAUGAUAACAAAAAUACAAAAUCAACAACUUUGGUCUCGGAAAUCAUGAUUUUAGCUAACAAGUUAAGUGGCGAGUACUUGGCUAAGAAUAAAAUACCAGCUAUAUUUAAAUCGUAUAAAGAAUUAAAUGUGGAUCCACAAGUUGCUGCUAAGUAUAACAAUUUGAAAUUACAAACUAAAAAAUCACUUGAAGUAACCAAUAGAUCUACAUAUUUACCCAGUUUCCAAGAUAUAACCAAGUAUAUGUCAAUUUUAAAUACUAGCACUUUCGUUUGCGACCCAAAUUUACCACACAACAUGUUAGGUUGUAAACAUUAUGCUACUGUGACUUCGCCCUUAAGAAGGUUCCCGGAUAUAAUUAAUCAUUUACAAAUGUGUGCUUUUAAGCAAACAAAAAAAUUCAUUUUCACCGAACAAGAAAUAAGAUCCGUACUGCAAAAAAAUAUCCUCCCUCGAGAUAUUAUUCUAAGAAAAUAUUCUAAAAAAGUUUCCAAAUACUGGACCCUAAAACAAUAUAAAGUUGGUGAUAUAUUACCAAGCAUCAUGAUUACCUCGCUACCUGUUAUGAAUUCAUCUGGAUUUGUAUGUUUGUACUCACAAUACGCGUCAGGUGUUUUAAGAUUAGCUCCAAAUCAUUCUUUCAAAGUCGGGGAUAUCGUGGAAAAUUGUAAAAUAACCAAAGUGGACGCUUUGGAUGGAGUUUUAGAAGCUAGUCUAUAA
This is a messenger RNA of Saccharomycodes ludwigii, 2880 nucleotides long. RefSeq names its product exoribonuclease II (gene DSS1). Gene Ontology annotation, molecular function: 3'-5'-RNA exonuclease activity; RNA binding. The record is from RefSeq and is a predicted model, not a curated record. The transcript has a single exon. Lineage: Eukaryota; Fungi; Ascomycota; Saccharomycetes; Saccharomycodales; Saccharomycodaceae. Gene Ontology annotation, cellular component: P-body; exosome (RNase complex). Gene Ontology annotation, biological process: mRNA catabolic process. The coding region runs from base 1 to 2880 and encodes 959 amino acids.